AUGAAGCUACGUGAGAAAGAUAAAGAAUUUCUUGAUUACCAAGCAUUGCAAAGGGAAAUCAUGAAAGAACUUGAGACCCAGGUUCAAGCCAAGGAACAGAGAAUUAAACAAGUGGAAGAGAACAUACAAGAGAUGAAAGUCCAGCAGAGCAAAAUACAGGCUCAAGCUGAACAAAAAAUGGAACAGAUGAAAAAUGAAGUCAAAGAAUCAAAGGAACUGUUACUGGAAAAAGAUGAGCUUAUAACGGCUCUUGGAAAGUUAUUGGAAAAAUUAAAAACUACUCAAGUUGACCAGAAAUCUGAACAAAGGGAAAAUGAAUUUCAGGAAAUGAAGGAACUGUUAUGUAAAAAAGAUGAAAUAAUAAAAGGACUUCGAAAAUCAUUAGAAGAAACCAGAAAGGUAAGAUGA
This is a messenger RNA of Saccostrea echinata, 408 nucleotides long. RefSeq names its product calcium-binding and coiled-coil domain-containing protein 1-like. The transcript has 6 exons. Lineage: Eukaryota; Metazoa; Mollusca; Bivalvia; Ostreida; Ostreidae. The coding region runs from base 1 to 408 and encodes 135 amino acids. The record is from RefSeq and is a predicted model, not a curated record.